CCCACAUAGAAACCACUGGAGAAACUACUUUAAAAAUCCAAACCAUAAAUUUGAAAAAAAAAAGUUAAAAAAAAUAGUAUAUGAGAUAAUUUCCCUAACUUUUAUAAAAUACAUGGUCAAAUUAAUAAAUUUUGUAGAACACAAUUAAUAACUUUUUUGCUUCAUAAAUUCUACUGAUUUCUAACAAAUAUAACACAAUUAUCUUAAUUAUAUAUUUACUCUAUUAUAUUUAAGAAAUGUCUCUAAUUAAGACACAAUUCACUACACUACUCUUAUAGUUCUUGGACGUUGAAUAGACUAGAAAGAGAGAGAGAUCAGAGUCAGAACAAAUUAAUGAAAAUGGCUACUGAUAAUCAUAAUGCAAAGGCUAUGGAAAUGGAAGAAGAUGGACCAAGAUCAAGAGACACACCUAAAGGAACACCAAAAGGAAAUUCACCUUUCCAAAAUAAAGAUAAGCAGCCUAUGUUUUCAGAUGAUGGUAUUAAAUUAAACAAAUCAAUCUUGUUAUUAAUCUUUGACAAGAACUUGUUAAUCUUUUUCAUAAUCAUUCUGAUUUUGUUACUAGCUAAGGGUCAGGACAUUGUGAGCAUAAUGAACAGUUUUGUUCUGAAUUAUCCACCAAAUUCCUUAUUGACUGUUCUUUCUGCUAAUGGGACAGUAUCAAUAGUAGACAUUAUUAAUUGUGAUGACUAUACCAAAUACCACAGAUUUUUGGGUUCUUUUAAAAUUCUAUCUUUGUCUUGGACAGUAGAACUUGAUUCAGAUCAUAGUCCUGAGAAUUAUGGUAUGGCAAUACCAUUGAAGGUUUUAUUGAUCAAUUUAGAAACAGGAGAGGUUUUUGGUGGAGUUGUACAAAGAUUAGUAGCUGCUACAACUAUUAAGAUGUUUGUUGGGAGUUUCAAAAGAGAGAUUGGUAUGUCAUUUGAUGGUGCUUCAUCACCAUCACCAUCUAUAGGAGAAGUAUUGGCAGAAUUAGUAAGCAAUGAUACACCUGUUGAAGAUUAUGAUAAGUUUACUCAUCAAAGAUCAAUAUAGUGCUUUAAUAAUCUUUUCAUAAGUGAUCAAAUAGAUGUCUUAGUAUGUAAUUCUGUUACUGGUUUUAUUGUUGUGUUGUGAACAUGUAUAAACUUUGUUACUGGUUUCUAUUGAGUUGUUUCAUAUUAUUACAUGCCA
Cannabis sativa is the source of this 1173-nucleotide messenger RNA. Its product is annotated as AT-hook motif nuclear-localized protein 2-like. Lineage: Eukaryota; Viridiplantae; Streptophyta; Magnoliopsida; Rosales; Cannabaceae. The record is from RefSeq and is a predicted model, not a curated record. Gene Ontology annotation, molecular function: minor groove of adenine-thymine-rich DNA binding. Bases 334 to 1035 code for a protein of 233 amino acids. The transcript is spliced from 5 exons.